CUUACGAAGACUGUCUCAAGGGGUAGCUUAGGCAUCGAUUAAAUAAAGAGCAGCAUAAUAAGCAUCCCUCCCAAUUCUUCCGACACAGACCUAAACACAAAAUCGAAUCACUCCUCCCUUAUUUAUAAAAUCCCUUCCCACUCUCCGAUUCUCUAUUUUCUCGGAUUUGCUCGUUACCUAAAGACGAAUGGCUGAUCAAGGAUUGGAAGGGAGUUAAUUAACUGGACCUUAGCAAUCAUCCUUCCGGGAUUGUUCCUACUCUUCAUCAGUCAUUUGCAAGAUGCCACCAAGAAUUGCUGCAAUCCCGCUUGUAAGUUCGCAUCGUGAGCUCUACGAACCAUGUGAUGAUUCAUUUGCUCUAGUUGAUGCAUUACUAGCCGAUCGCACCCACCUGAUAGAGAACAACCCUAAGGUUUGUAUGGAGAUUGGAUGUGGAAGCGGGUAUGUCAUAACUUCACUUAUUCUUCUUCUCAAAAACGAAGUUCCUGGCGUUCAUUAUCUAGCCACCGAUACAAACCCGAUAGCUACAAGAGUAACAAAAGAAACUCUAGAAGCACAUGGAGUCCAUGCUGAUAUUGUCUGUGCGGAUAUAGCUUCUGGUCUAGAGAAGAGACUUGCUGGUUCAGUCGACGUGAUUGUGGUGAAUCCUCCUUAUGUGCCUACACCGGAUUAUGAAGUUGGAAUGGAAGGUAUUGCCUCUGCCUGGGCUGGAGGGGUCAAUGGCAGGACAGUUAUAGAUAAAAUCUUGCCUGUGGUUGAUAUUUUGCUUUCAGAGAAAGGUUGGUUCUACUUGGUGACAUUAACUUCAAAUUUCCCAGCAGAGAUUUGUCUGAUGAUGAGAAAAAAGGGUUAUGCAUCGAGAAUUGUGGUUCAGAGAUCAACGGAAGAGGAGAAUCUCCUAAUCCUUAAGUUCUGGAGAGACAAGGAUGAGGAGUGCCAGGACAAGGAAAUAUCAUCAUCAUUUGUUUCACAGUUUUCGAAAUCUAUAUCAUCCCUUAUGGAGAAACAAUGGCGAUGACACUGCAAUGGUUUCCUUUCAUAAGCAUUAUUUGUUAUGAGGUGGUUGUAAACAAAUCACCGUGAUUUGUUUCAGUGGGUUAUAGCCUUAUAGGUAAAGUCAACUGAAUGAGAUAAAGUCAAACUCUUCCUACUGUUAUAUUAUCUUCACUAUUUACU
This is a messenger RNA of Capsella rubella, 1176 nucleotides long. Its product is annotated as hemK methyltransferase family member 2. Gene Ontology annotation, cellular component: eRF1 methyltransferase complex. The record is from RefSeq and is a predicted model, not a curated record. The transcript has 3 exons. Bases 281 to 1018 code for a protein of 245 amino acids. Lineage: Eukaryota; Viridiplantae; Streptophyta; Magnoliopsida; Brassicales; Brassicaceae. Gene Ontology annotation, biological process: methylation. Gene Ontology annotation, molecular function: S-adenosylmethionine-dependent methyltransferase activity; protein methyltransferase activity; nucleic acid binding.